GUCAAGACCUUAAACUGUAUCCGCCUUUAGGUGAAACUGGCCAAUCACAGUGCAGGAGCGAUUUUUCCACAAGGAGGGCGAGUUGUGUCGAUUUCAGAGACACUAUGGAGGAAGGUCAGGAUUUUUCUCUCCACGCGAAGCCAGUUGUAAAUGAUGCUAAUCUGAGAGACGAGUACUACUGGAAGCUUGUUGCAGACUUCAUCGGCCCUCAAUCAGGGGAAGGCCUGGAGCUGAAUCAAGGGCCAUGUAAGAACAGACUGAUGAUCCAGGUUGGACUUCUGAGGGAGGACAAUAAUUUCCCCUGGCUCGCCAUCACAGAAUGGCUGAAGAAGAUCUUCCCGGCUCAUCAGUCGGCUGACUUCCGCUGUUUGAUCGAAAGAGGCAUUGCGACCACUCUGAGCUUGGGCACCGAAGCCAGGUUUACCUUCCUGGACUCGGACGUCAACUUCAACUUUGUUGGGCCGAUAUGCGACAGUAUCGGGGUGGAGCGCCAGCAUCUCCUGGAGCUGAGGGAUUUCUCAGAGCGGGCGCGGUCCAUCGAAGUCACAAACGGACUCAUUCUCGAGUUUACCAACUUCGUCGCCAGGGAGAAAAUCUCCCCGGUCGUCAUUGUGACUUGGCUUAAAAACUUCAACCCAGAUUACUGCAAGCACGGGGACAUCCAGAAGGCGUACAAACUCCUGAGGGCCCGGAUAAAGAAGCUGAAGAUUUGCUGUCGCAACUAUGAGACGAGGAGUCACAGGAGAAAUGCAGCCAUAGAAAAGGUGCUGCAGAGCCCGUUUGAACUGGUUCGCAGGAAAUCCCCAAAGCUGUUUGCAAAGAAACGCAUGAGGAGGGAUGACUAUGAAAGGGUCAUAAUCAAAGAAGAGGAGGAGUGGUCAGAAAUCUCACAAAGUAGACCUCCUGAGGUGCCACAGGAGGUUCUGGGAAACCCAGUGCAGACAGCGAGCGCUAGCAGAGGAGGCGAGGAGGACCAGAAUGUCUCCAGCCAUCAGGAAAGCUUCGGCGACCGAGGAGAAUCCCUCACCCUGCUGGACAUCGCCAUGCUGUCCGUCCAGAAGCUGUCCAGCGUUUAUGGCGGCAAAACGGAGACGUGCAAAGGCGUUUCCCUGGAUCUGCUCAAGAAUCACUACGCCCUGACCUACAAGGAGCACCCGGCCAUGGAGGACUUUGAGAACAAGGUGAGCGCUGCGUGGAGAGAGUCUUCCCUCGUGCCUCCCGUGGUGUUUUUGAACUACAACGCCAACUUCCUGGUUGGUCUGCACGACGCCGUGGAGGCGCAGAUCAUGAGCUUUGAGAAGGAGAUCAUCCUGUCCACGGGAGUCAAACUGGGCCGAGACAAUCUCUCAAAGUUCAAGAACUUUGUCAACCUGCCGGAGAGCGCCACGUCCCGCUACAUCCACAUGGCCUGCGACAUCCUGAGCCCCAUCAGCGCCGAAAAGCCCAACUACAGGAAGCACUGGGUGGCGUUCUGCGAGGAGAAGGGAAACCCCUCCAGGCUCGCUGUGAACCAGUCAAACAGGUUGAACAACUACUUCGAAGCGGCGGCGGGCCUCAUCCACCAUCACAAGGAGACCGCCCUCUUCUUCGCGGACCUGCUGUCCAUCGCCAACGACCCGGUUCCCAACGUCAUCCUGGAGAGCGUGGCGGCCGACGCCAACGACUCCAUGAUCCAGUGCUUCGUGUGCGUGGUGGCCAUCGUUUACUGCAAGGUCCUGGGCCCCUACUGGCAGCUGCUGAAGAGCGGAGGCGAGUACGCGCUCUUCAGCCGCUUCCUGCUCUGCCUCUACCAGCGCUUCAUCGACUGGUCCAAAGACCCGUCCACCCUGCUGGAACCGGAGGACGGCAACAACGUCUUCCUGCAGUUCCCGCUGCAGGAGAGGGUUUUCAGCGGCGUGUUCCGCUUCUGCGGCGACUGGCACACAAACCGAGACCUGAUCCGAGCCUGCCUGAAGAGGACCGUGAAGGUGAUCGCUGCCGUCACCGAGGAACACCUGAAGGAGUUCCUGCCCGGCGGGAGGUUCUCCCAGACCCCCUCCAGCGACCUGUGCCUGCAGAUGGUCAGCUGCACGUUCUCCGUGUUGAUGGCGGAGUAUCCCUUCGGCCACGCCUAUCCGUACAAGAAGAAGAGGCCGGACCAGCAGGCCAAGGGUUCCUCAAAGGGCGCGUUGGAGAGCUCGCAGGAGGACGAGGGAAUGUCUGGCAACAGCUCCGACGAAGCCUCGCGGGGUAGAAGCUUCUCCCGGGUCGGCCAGAACGAGCUCAGUCCUCAGACCAGACGAGCUCCUAAAAGAGCUCAGGAGGAGGAGCAGGAGGAGAACAUGGACAAGGACUACAUUACCGCCGUGGUGACCAAAAACGGAGGUCCCUGCAAGACCCAGCAGGACCUGGAUAAGAUGAUGCUGCGCUUCGACGGGAAGUCCCGAUCCGAGAGGCGGGAGGCUGUCCGCUGCGAGAUGCUCUACCAGAAACUGGUUCUGAACAACGCCGACCAAAACCUGGACUACCACACGCUCAACACCACCCAGAUGGUGAUGAAGCUCAAGCUCGCUCUCCCUCGGGUCAAACCUGGAUACUCGCUGGUGCUGGCGCCCAGGAAGACCAAACCGAAGCCUCUGGUCCAGAACGCCGCAGCAGAUCCUGAUGCUGAGGACGCCGCCGAGCCGCCGCUGGCGUCCAGAGAGGAGAGUCCAGACUGCUGCUCAGUGGAUGUGGGGAUGGAGAAGUGAGCAGGAGCCGUCCCACAGACUUCAGACGGUCCACAGGAGGCAUGCCUGAUGUGGAAUCAGGAAUCAAUGCCUCGCUGCUGGUGUUUCAGGAAAAGGAACCUUUAAAUGUGCGAUUGUUCUUCACUUUGACCUCUGUCAAAAUAAACAUUGUUUGUCUUUUUUUUUUUUUUUUUACUUUUUUUUCUUUUACAACAGGAAAGGGCUAAUCUGUAAAAAUGUAGUGAAAUAUUUGUAAGAAGUGGGGGUGAGUGUAAGCUUUCAUCAUGGCUGGAAAUAAAACGUGCUUCAAGCUUUUAUAUGUUUGCAGCUGAACUUUCA
Molecule: messenger RNA, 3047 nt
Organism: Fundulus heteroclitus (mummichog)
Lineage: Eukaryota; Metazoa; Chordata; Actinopteri; Cyprinodontiformes; Fundulidae
Exons: 3
Coding region: 105-2729 (874 amino acids)
Molecular function (GO): 3'-5'-RNA exonuclease activity
Source: RefSeq, a predicted model, not a curated record